Molecule: messenger RNA, 6711 nt
Organism: Sorex araneus (European shrew)
Lineage: Eukaryota; Metazoa; Chordata; Mammalia; Eulipotyphla; Soricidae
Gene: TMEM74
Product: transmembrane protein 74
Exons: 2
Coding region: 507-1418 (303 amino acids)
Source: RefSeq, a predicted model, not a curated record
GGGCGCUGCCCACCCGGCGAAGCGAGCGGCGCGCAGAGGCUACAAGUGCCAGGAUCGGCGAUCGGGGCACUUUUCCGAGGAGCGGCGCCCGGACCCACGCACCCCAGCGGGGGUCGCAGCUGCAGGAAACUUGCCUUCUCAUUUGAGGAAUCCUGCCACAGAAACGUGUGAGGCCUUGGAUAAAUUUGGCUUAGUGACGGCAGUGCUUUCCUUCAGAGACGAGGUUGCUUGCUUUGUGCCCAGCUCUGCCCUGACCUUAGGCUCUGGGUGUCAGCCCCUGUGAGGACUCAGAGGAUCCGCCCCCUUUCUACACAGCAGCCAACAGCUUUCCUCUCCUUUCCUCGGGUUCAGGAGAAACUGGGCAAAAGUGUCAACCGUUGUGGCUGCAGAGGAGAUGGGUACCACAGGAGCGAAGAUGGCCAUGCAACCCUAGCUCUGGUUGGCUUCUAAUCUGCGCUCUCCUGGCUGAGUUUCUGAACGGUGCUGGGGCGAUCUGACGAGCUCCGAUGGAGCUACAGUACCUCACUAAGAAAGACAGCCAGACGGUGCUGGUCAACGCUGUGGACUGGACAGCAGGAGGCCUACCUCGUGACCAGGCAGACGCAGUUGUCACCCAAGCUGCUUUCUGCUGCCAGAGACACUGUCCGUCCACUCCGAGAGCAGCUGAGAUGGAAGAGUGUACAGUUGAUGCUUCCCCAGCUGCCACCUUUUCCUCCCCCCAAGGCACCCUUCCUCCUCCAUCCGGCUUCGCCCCAGACCCGCUCAACUCAGGAAACGCUCAGAUCGCGGCAGAACGGAAAGUCUGCGACUGCUGCAGCCAGGAACUGGAAACUUCGUUCACCUACGUCGAUGAGAACGUCAACUUGGAACAGAGGAACUGCUCUCCUUCCUCCAAGGGGAGCCAUCAGCCGGGAGAUGCCGGCUGGGGGGAUUCAAGCGAGUGGUCCCAGGAAGCGGCCAUGUCCUUAAUAUCGGAAGAUGAAGAUGACACAAGUUCAGAAGCCACGUCCGCAGGCAAGUCAGUGGACUAUGGCUUCAUCAGUGCCAUCUUGUUCCUGGUCACUGGCAUCUUGCUGGUGAUCAUCUCGUACGUGGUGCCCCGAGAGGUGACGGUCGACCCCAACAGCGUGGCGGCCCGGGAGAUGGAGCGCCUGGAGAAAGAGAGCGCCAGGCUGGGGGCGCACCUGGACCGCUGCGUGAUCGCCGGACUCUGCCUUCUCACGCUUGGGGGGGUCGUGCUGUCUUGUUUGCUGAUGAUGUCUAUGUGGAAGGGGGAGCUUUAUCGGAGGCACAGGUUUGCCUCCUCCAAGGAGUCUGCGAAACUCUAUGGUUCUUUCAACUUCAGGAUGAAAACCAGCGGGAAUGAAAACACCCUGGAACUGUCCUUGGUAGAAGAAGAUGCUCUGGUCCAGAGUUAAAUCUGCUGGUGUGCUUCUUCAGAAAGCUCUGUCUUGGCGUUUUGUAUGGGAAAGGGGAACACACACACACACACAAAAGAGAAAACACAUUUUGUAAAAUUACCAGUGCAGUUUAUUUGCCUGGCAAGAAAAGCUUAUUUCCCAAACCAACUGUCAGCGAGUGUAUUUGUUCUCUGUUCUCUCGGUGUUUUUUAUUUAGAAGAAAAUACAUUGAGAUGCAUUGAGUGCAUUGAGAAACCACAACCAACAACACCUAUCCUUCCCAAAACCUGAGACUAAUUCAACUGCACUAGCUUUUAGCUUCUUGGCAAAAUGUUUCUAAUGAUCUGGUGAACAAAUGAUUUCUUUUACAACAUAUGUGGUAUUCAUUAACACACGGAAUAGUGUCCUAAACUGAGUAAGGUCACUUAGGAAUCUAUUUUUUGGAAAAGAACUCAAAGACUAAUCACAUACUGAGGCUUAUGUUGAAUUCUCAAAGGGCCUUAUCCGUUUGCUUGCUAAUUUUUUUUUCUUCUUGUGUUUGCACCAAACAUUUUAAAAUGUAAGGCUUUCAAGUUUGGAUAUUCUGAAGCUUAAGUUAUUUCAAAAGCCUAUAAAAACAUUCAUUAACUUUAAAAUUAUUCCUGUACAUGACAGUGGAAACUAAAUCAUUUAAUGCACAGACUAGUAAAAGAAAGUAGUCUAAAGGUGCCCUCUGAAUUUAGUCCACAGCGGCAUUUUGAAGUACUAGAAUCACACACCCAUUUUCUAAAGUUAUACUAGUUGCUGCUGGGAAUUUUGUUUUGUGUUUGUGACUUAGCCAUCUAAGACUACCCAUGCUCUGCAAGUCUUUUCUGGUUCUCAUACCAGAAAGUCAAAGUGUAAACUGUGCUGUAGAUUUCCAGAGAUCUAAAUAUCUAGCAGAUUUGAGUCAUGCUAGCUCAAGCAUACCAUUUUGUUGUUGUAUGGAGAAAAUCUCAAAGACAUUCCCAGUUAUUCUCUUGGGGACUAUGCUUGGAAGGCUGUAGUAUACUUGCUGUAAAUUGAACAACAGUAGACCCCCAGGAUGGUGUCCAUAUUGAAACCCACAGACAACAAAUUUAAAAUCGCAUCAGAGUGAAAAGCACUGAUUUUAUGGGAAAUACACUCAAGUUCCCAAUGGCAACUGUCCAGGCAGCAUUCUGAGUGCCUUGUUUAUGGCCUCAGGAAAUGUGAGCUCUUUUAUUGUAAAGCUAAAUACUUGCUCCAUGAGAGUAGUGAUGGCAAAGUGAUCACCGGUUUUCUGAAACACCAAUGGACACCCAGUGUCCAUACAAACAUUUGAUGAUUCAGAAAGGGAUUGGGGAACGCAGCCUCAGAGACAUGUACAUAGAAAUUUUUCUUAGGAUGUUUCCAAUCCCUUUCUUUAAGAGUUGUUUUAAUCUCUAUUACUGUUAUCUGGAGUCUAAAAAGAGUUUGAAGUAGGGAACUGGGGAUGGAGGGUGGGAAGUGAGAAAGUGACAUAUUUGGUAGAUUGUGAAACCCAAAUUCUAGUAUCUGAAGUGUUACUGUUAUUGAGAAUUGUGGAAUUUGCAGUUGACUGACUGGCUAUUUGGAGUCAGAGUUUCUAUGUGAAUGAGAUCUCGUGGGUGUCAGAUUGGUUUGAUAAGUUAGGUGAGCAGUGUUACUAAGGUUAAGAUGAAGUGCAGAAAGGGAGGAUCAGAUAAUAGUGAAAUAAAGCAGGCAUGUAUGUGAGAGAAUUAUUAAAUAAAUAUGAGACAUCACAGGGACAUCAGAGGCAUGAAAUAUAGCUCAGUUACCUUGUAGAUUAGGUUAGGAUUGAUUCAGAAAGAAUUGGGACGGUAUAAGCAUGACUUUUGUCUUUUUGUUGCUGGUUAUUUGUGCUUUUUGGGAACAAAUCUCUUGUUUCACUCUGACUUUCAAAUGGUGUGUACAAAGUACCUGUUGUGUGAAUUUCAUAAUCUGAAAUUUUAUCAAUUUUCAGGUUCAAGCCUACUUGAGGAUCCUAUUUGGAUGAUUUUAAUGAAGUGGUUUUCACAUUUUUUUAUACUUGUGAAUCAGUGAAAAUAGGAAAACUAUUUAUUAGAUUGCUAAGGCAAGAAAUAGAAACUAUUAUUUAUGACAGUAUUUUUCAAAUUCGAUUUUAAAUGUAAUAUAAACUAAAAAUUGGAUCCAGGAAUGCCAUGCAUUAAACAGCAUUAGUUUUUCAUGUACCAGGAGGAAAUUUCUGUGGACUGUCAGUAGUUCAUUGACCAGUGAUUAAAAAAUUACUGAUUUAAGCAAGACAGACAAACAGACAGACACACACACACACAUGCAUAUACACAUUCAUAGAAAUAUCUGAAUGUUUUUAUACCACUUAGUAAAAUAAGAUAUUCAUAGGGAAAAAAUUUUAACAAGUGAGAAAACAUUUGCUUUCCCCCACUAAGAUUAAAAAACUGAACUGUAGCAGGUAGUUUGAUAUCGUUAUUUUAAUCUGUUCAUUUCUAGAACACAUCACUUUUAAGGUUCCCCAUCUGAUUGGCAGAUGAGUAGGAAUCACAGAAAAUCUCAGAAAAUCCUGGAGAUGUCUCCUUUAAUGCUGUAGUGACAUAUUUCAGAUAACUGUCAUCAUCAACUUCUCACAGGUAUUCAGGCUCUUGUCAAAUGAUUUUAUUUGAAUCAUACAUUCAAAUGAAAAUUACUUAAAUUUAAAGUGAGGGUAACACAGGCAAAGCAAACCCUGAACUUCAGACACUUUUGUUUUCUGCUGGAUGAGGAGGUUUUGUGGAUCCUAGAUUUAUUGAGAAGUGCUUUUGGAAGACCAGGUGAUAAUGCUGUAGACACUGAGCCGCUGAUAGCUGUGGUGUCGGUCUUGGACCCUUUAGGGAGAUUUAUGACUUGGCUUUUAUCUCUUCAACAUAGUGUUGGAUGUUAUCUAUGAAAUUUUUAUCACUAGACCUGGAGAAACAACUUUACAGAGGCGAGCAAUUUAAGGCUGUAGCUAUAGUAAAUGGGAUUGAAAAAAACCUUCAAAAUCACCUUCCUUACCUAAAAUAGUGGUUCAGCCAUGUGACCCAAGGGAGUAACAGAAGCAAAUCUGCCUUUCUUUGUUUUUACUGGGACACCCAUGCUGCCAACAGACAGUUGAUCCCUCUUCAUGUCAAUGCGCUUCUUUGUAGGAGAUUCUGUUAUUGUUUAGAAAUGUUCCUGAGGCUAUUUGUCAGGGCUGAAUUAUUUUCUUUUCAGUGUUGCUGUCCUUCCCAGCCAUUUGAAGUCCCUGCAGCAGACCAUGGCUUAAGAUAUUCUGAAUCCUUCGAAGGAGGAUGUUUUUUCCACAAGCUCGCCAUUUCAUAACUGACAUACUGUUUGGAGGAGUAGCAAAUGCUUUGACACAUGAAUCUCCUGGUGGCUGUGACUUCUUAGACCCAUAAGACAGAUAAGUCUAUUGGUUCUCUAAACUUGAUAUUUGCUUUGAGAGCAAGAUCAUAUGCUUUGCUGUCUGCUUAGAAUAUACAUCUACCUACCAUAUUUAUAUUUUUGAAGACAAACUGGACCACUGCUACACCUGUUCCUGAAAGGACACACAUUUAGAAAAGGGACUGGCCUGCUAAAUUUAAUUUAUGUUUCCCCUAUGUCCAUUUAUGAGGAUAUGUGAUGACUGAACACCAUGCCAAUUGAAUACCAAGAUUUAAGGGUGUGAACUUUAGUUCUAUUUGGGGCUACUUCUUAGUGACAGACAAAAAUGUAAACAAAAACUUUUUUGGUGGGAAAGGCAUCUGGGUCAUUCUGGUGCUUCUCAGAGAUUACUCCUUGCCUCUAUUCUCAGAAAUCACUUUUGUCAGGGCUCAGAUGAUCAUAUAUGGUGAAUCUAAGUCAGUUGCAUGUAAGACAAACAUUGAAAUGACCAUAUAUGCUUGAACUUGGGUUAGUUGAGUGCAAGGCAAGCACCCUACCUGUUGUUCUAUUCUUCUGGCCCAAGCAAGAACAUUUGAACAGUUCUGUCUGUUUUCACCUGUCCACUGACAGACUUGGCUUCAUCAGGCAAAGUUAAAAACAGAAAUAUUCCAUAUAUUUAUUUGGAGAUUUUUUCAAUCUAAAGGUCAGAUUCUAUUGUAGCCAUAACUUCUAUACACAAAAUGUGCCUGGUGAAAUUCACAUCCUUUAUCUGUUCAAUAAAAUUUAGAAACAUCGACUAAAUUCUGCAGGAAGAAAUAAUAAGAUGGAUCCUUACAGUACUCUGUAACUCAGUAAUGGGGCUUAAUCUUUCCCAGAAUUGGCCAAAAGAAUAACUACAGUAGGAAUUAUAAUGAAGUCUAUCAUUUCCUUUAUAAAAGGUUUUAUAACAAAGAGAAUGAAUACCUGGUUCUCUUUCAUCUGGUUUCUGCUCUAUCAUUUUGUAGACUGUAGUUCACUCUUCUUAUAUAGUCUCCUUAUAUAGAGAAGUAUAUAUACAUAUCUGGCUCAAAUAUAUUCUCUCCUCCCAAAUUUUAUUGGGCAUAGAACUUGGGAAAUAAUUUGCCUGACUUAGGUUAUGUACCAAUAACUGUAAAAAGUAAGUUGUUAUUUGAAAUAUGUGACAUUGAAUUUGAAAAUCCACAGCUUACAUGUAAGAGGGUGCCUGCAGCUAUAUAUUUGUUUAUGUGCAAGUUUAUGCACACUCAAGUCUAUGUAUGUAUUAGGAGAAUAUGAUUAUGGAACUGUAAUAUUCAAAGCUGUUGUUAGGACAUUUUUGUAUAGAACACUUGGCAUGCCUUAAUGUGAACUGUUAAGGACAAGUGAAUCUUUGACAGGUCAUGAAUGAAGAAUUCAGAAUCAACCUCUGAAUGAAAUGCCAUAAUAAAAUUACUCUAUUUUGGUUGUGUGGCAUCCCACAAAUAUUUGAUUUUUUUUUUUAUCUCUCAUUUCAGGCUCAUAAGAGUGUUGCAUCUUUGGAAGUUGUUUUAAUAUGAAUUACUAUUUCAGGGAAAUCCAGACAGCUGAGUGUUUUUCUUUGAAUCAAGUUUUAGUAACCUGAUUGCAUUUUAGGGCCUGCUAGAUUUCUUCUUUUCCCCUUUGUCAUAUCCAUGAAUUUUUAGCCAGGCUCUGAAGAAAUAAUUACAUAAGAAGGCAAAGAUGAAUGCUUAUUUAUAGUGUACUGAGAGUUUUUAUUUUGUGGUUCUUCUUGUAAUUUUAAUUCUACUUAUUUUAUCAAACAAGGAAAAUAUUUUGAUGUUGAUAUGUGUUAUUUUUUACAUCAUAAAAGGCAAGAUUAUGGUCUUUUUACUAGGGCUGUUGAUGCCUUAUAUAUUAGUAGCAAGUGUGUAAUAUUUAAAAAUAAAACUAUUUAUUAAGA